CAAAUACUAUCUGCCAUUAUUGAUCAAAGAAACAAAACCUGGAAUUCUAAUUAAGGGUCAAGAAACCAGCUGGGUCGAUAGUGACAUUUGAGUCAAGGAACCAAGGUCUUUUGUUUAAUUUGAUUUUUCUUAGCUUCUUCCACCUCAUCUACUCUAUGAAAAUCAAUAAUUGAAGACAAGUUGAAACUUUCUGACACGGGCAAGAGAGAAAUGGGAUCCUCAAGAUCAUUGCUUAUCUUCAUCUUUCCAAUUCUUUUCAACCUUGUUCCUCCCACCACUUCCCAAAACGACGGUAUCUGCACAAAUAAUCCUUACUACUGCUGGAAAUGUUCCGAUACCGGCACCUACACGCCCGGCGACAUGUACCAAGAUAACCUCAACAGCCUCCUCUCCUCCUUCACCACAAACACCGAAAUCAGUUCUGGGUUCUACAAUUUUUCCGAGGGACAAGACCCCAACAAAGUGAACGCCAUUGCAUUGUGCAGAGGAGACCUCUCUCAGGACGCUUGCCAUACGCAUCUCAAUGAUUCUAUAAAUGCUCUCUUGCAAAAUUGUUCUACUCAUCCAAAGGAAGCAAUCAUGUGGACAGAGCAUUGUAUGGUUCGAUACUCGAACAACUUGAUAUUCGGAAUUGAGAAAGAGGACCCUAUAAAAUUUGUGCCUAGCCCAAAUCCUGCUAAGGAUUCUGCACAGUUUAACCUGGUGCUUAACCCCUUGUUGAGUACGUUAGUUGAAAAAGCUGCAUCAGGGGACUCUACUAAAAAAUUUGCAGCAGGUCAUGCAACUGUCCCGGGAGGUGAAACUAUAUAUGCACUUGUCCAGUGCACUCCAGAUAUAAAGCAACUAAACUGCAACCAUUGCCUUACAGAAGCAGUCUCAGAUAUUCCCGGAUGUUGUGGUGGAAAGCAAGGAGGAAGAGUUCUUAAACCCAGCUGUAACCUAAGGUAUGAGGUUAGUCUUUUCUAUGAGUCCACAUCCGAUUUGCCAGUAAAUAUUUCAUCUCCGGGUCCAGCAGCACCAGCACCCAAAGGAGCUGCAAAGAAGAGUAACACAAAAGUAAUUAUCAUCAUCGUGGUGGUCGUGGUUUUGGUCGCUUUUGUGACCAUCCUCAGCAGCAUAUGCGUUUACUUGAGAGUGAAGAAACGAGGGGUAAAACUUGAAGUUGAAGAUCAGGAUAACUCAGAUGAAAUCAGUUUAGUGGAAUCGUUGAAAUAUGACUAUGACACUAUAAGAUCUGCAACGGAUGACUUCUCUGAUGCAAAUGAGCUUGGAAGAGGUGGAUUUGGAGCUGUUUACAAGGGAAGGCUACUGAAUGGGCAACUUAUAGCCGUAAAAAGGCUCGCUAAGAAUUCUGAACAAGGCGAUCGUGAAUUUUCGAAUGAGGUCAUACUACUUGCACAGCUUCAACACCGAAAUUUAGUAAGGCUCCUAGGAUUUUGCUUAAAAGCAGAAGAAAGACUCCUCAUUUACGAAUACGUGGCAAACAAAAGUCUUGAUCACUUCAUUUUUGGCCCCAACAAUCAUAUGCAUUUGGAUUGGGAAACACGGUACAAGAUCAUAGGAGGCAUUGCUCGAGGGAUUCUUUACCUUCACGAAGAUUCUCGUGUUCGAAUUAUUCAUCGUGAUCUCAAAGCGAGCAACAUUUUGUUAGAUGAAGAUAUGAACCCAAAAAUUGCUGAUUUUGGUAUGGCAAGAUUGUUUGCUGUUGAUCAAACUCAAGGAAAUACAAAAGCAAUUGUGGGAACCUAUGGAUAUAUGGCUCCUGAGUAUGUACAUCAUGGGAAUUUAUCUGUAAAAACGGAUGUCUUCAGUUUCGGCGUCCUGAUUCUUGAAAUUGUAAGUGGUCAAAAGAUUGGUCGCUUUCGAUACGGCGAGAAUGAAGAGAGCCUUGUAAGCUAUGCCUGGAGAAAUUGGAGUGAGUCUACAAUUUCAAAUGUCAUAGAUCCCAUGUUGACAACGAGUUCAAGAAUCGAAACGACGAGAUGCAUCCACAUUGGUUUACUUUGUGUACAAGAAAAUGUUGUCAGCAGACCGACAUCAGCUUCAGUUGUAUCCAUGCUUAAUAGCCAUUCUGUCACGCUUGCAGUACCCUCAAAACCUGCAUUUCAUGCGCAAAACGACAGUGGAUUGAUAUUGGCAGAGUCUGAAGAAUCCGAAUCCAGUACCCCUUCGGUCUAUGUGUCAAAAAAUGAGCCUUCAAAUAUCACUGAGCCCUAUGCUCGCUAGUUAGGAACCAUAUGUUAACAUACUUUUUAUUUAUUUUGUAGCACAAGUCAUCAUUUUGUAUUCUUGUUUCAUGUUGCUUUAGAGUUGUAACUGUUUAUCUCCAUGGGGGAGUUAUCUUUCUAUUAACUAAUUGAUCUCUGCUUUCGAGCUGCAACCAA
This is a messenger RNA of Malus domestica (apple), 2384 nucleotides long. RefSeq names its product cysteine-rich receptor-like protein kinase 29. Gene Ontology annotation, cellular component: plasma membrane. Lineage: Eukaryota; Viridiplantae; Streptophyta; Magnoliopsida; Rosales; Rosaceae. The record is from RefSeq and is a predicted model, not a curated record. Gene Ontology annotation, molecular function: ATP binding; protein serine/threonine kinase activity. Gene Ontology annotation, biological process: protein phosphorylation.